GCGCCCCGCAGGCCAGGCAGCCGGUCCCUCCGCGAGGCCUUGUCUCAGUGGCGGGGCGGAACGGCGCGGGCGUUGGGCGCGAGUUUGGCGGCCGCUCCGCCGGACUGCGCCUCCCAGGGAAGGCCGGGCCAGCGGAAGGUCCCGGUGCCGCCCUCGAGAGGACGGGGCCGGCGGCCGCACACGCGCGUUCCUUUCCUUGGGCCGCACGGUUUUGGGGGAAAUAUGAGUUAGUGGCUACCGUUGAGAGACUGAGCUCAAGGACGGGGUUUCCCAGCUUGCGUGGGAAAGCCUGACCUGGCGGCGUCGGGCCGCAGUCCCGCGUUUUCGCAGCCCCUGGAGCUGCCGCCUUCAGUUGUAGAUGGACAGAAUGCCCUUAUUUUAUUUGUGUAUUUUUAUGUGGUGCUGAGGAUCAAACCCAGUGCCUCAUACGUGCUAGGCAAGCACUCUACCACUGAGCUACAGCCCCAGCCCUUUCGCUUUUGUGGCCACUGGGCAGUGGCCCCAUCAUGUCUGGGCCCCAGACUCCUGAACACACACUGGAUGUCCACGGUGACUCAUCCCUAUGCAGGAAGGAUGAGGACAUCAGGGAAGGGACCCAGAGCUCCCACCGCAUGCUGGGUUUCAGUGACGCACUACUGUCCAUCAUCGCCACAGUCAUGAUCCUUCCUGUGACCCACACGGAGAUCUCCCCAGAGCAGCAAUUUGACAAAAGUAUACAGAGACUUCUAGCAACCAGGAUUGCUGUCUACCUGAUGACAUUUCUAAUUGUGACUGUGGCCUGGGCCGCACAUACCAGAUUAUUUCAGGUUGUUGGGAAAAUAGACGAUACACUUGCCUUGCUCAACCUGGCCUGCAUGAUGACCAUCACCCUUCUGCCAUACACAUUUUCCUUAAUGGUGACGUUCCCUGAUGUGCCACUGGGCAUCUUCCUGUUUUGUGUGUGUGUGAUCGCCAUUGGAGUUGUGCAGGCACUGAUUGUGGGGUAUGCUUUCCACUUCCCACACCUGCUGAGCCCGCAGAUCCGGUGCUCCGCCCACAGGGCCCUGUCCCGAAGGCACAUCCUGCACCUUGUCCUCCGUGGUCCAGUGCUGUGCUUUCUUGCGGCCAUCUUCUCCCUCUUCUUCUUCCCUGUGUCAUACCUGCUGAUGGUGACCGUCAUCUUCCUGCCCUACAUCAGCAAGGCCACCAGUUGGUGCAAAGACAGGCUUGUGGGUCACAGGGACCCCCCGGCCCACAAUGCAGAGGUCUUCAGCUUCGACCUGCAUGAGCCCCUCAGUAAGGAACGGGUGGAAGCCUUCAGUGACGGUGUCUACGCCAUUGUGGCCACGCUCCUCAUCCUGGACAUCUGCGAGGACAACGUCCCAGACCCCAAGGCCGUGAAGGAACAGUUCCGCGGGAGCCUCGUGGCAGCCCUGGGCGCCUAUGGGCCACACUUCCUGGCAUACUUCGGCUCCUUUGCCACAGUGGGUCUGCUCUGGUUUGCACACCACUCGCUCUUCCUGCACGUCCGCAAGGCCACACAGGCCAUGGGUCUGCUCAACACCCUCUCCCUGGCCUUUGUGGGUGGCCUCCCUCUGGCCUACCAGCAGACUGCAGCCUUCGCCAGGCAGCCACGAGAUGAGCUGGAGCGUGUGCGCCUCAGCUGUGCCAUUGUCUUCUUCGCCAGCAUCUUCCAGUUUGCCAUCUGGACUGCGGCCCUGCUGCGCCAGGCGGAGACGCUGCAGCCAGCUGUGCGAUUUGGUGGGCAGGAGCAUGCCUUCAUGUUUGCCAAGCUUGCGCUAUACCCCUGUGCCAGCCUGCUGGCCUUUGCAGCCACCUGCCUGCUGAGCAGAUUCAGCACAGCCAUCUUCCACGUCAUGCAGAUUGCAGUGCCCUUCGCCUUUCUGCUACUGCGCCUCCUCGUGCGCCUGGCUCUGGCCAGCCUACGUGGCCUACGCCACCUGCGGCCAGCACAACCCCUCCGGAGCCAGGCCCCAGAGGAGGCCCAGUCCCAGCUCCUGCCUUCCUCCUGCUAGUGGAAGCUAUGCCUGCCCGGGAAGGAAGCCUUGGGGGUUGGGCCAGCAGGCCCCAUGGAGCUACAGUCUGGGUUUUGCCUCCAUUGUGAAAUAUCAAGAUCUGUUUCAGAGUA
Molecule: messenger RNA, 2128 nt
Organism: Marmota monax (woodchuck)
Lineage: Eukaryota; Metazoa; Chordata; Mammalia; Rodentia; Sciuridae
Gene: Tmem175
Product: transmembrane protein 175
Exons: 12
Coding region: 507-2015 (502 amino acids)
Cellular component (GO): lysosome; endosome
Molecular function (GO): proton channel activity; potassium ion leak channel activity
Source: RefSeq, a predicted model, not a curated record